AUGGACACCAAAGACCAACGCAGCCGAUCAGCGCAGGGUAACGCACCCAACAGUAAGAUUCACGGUGACGGUAGCCCGACCCCCGAAGAAAACAAUUACAUUAGGAAAAACCAAGAUCAGACGGAACCUUUCGACGAGGUUGAAAACACUGAAAGACGACACCCACAUGCCGUACGGCUUUUCAGGGGCUUUUUUCGGUGGUUGUGUUUCUGUAACCACACCCCGAAAGCCGACACCAGCAAAGAGCUUUAUUUAACGAAUUCAAUCCUUUGGAGCUUCCAUGAUUCCUUCCAUUCAGUGCCCCAUGGAACAGACCUGGCUCAAACCUCAUCACCCCAACCCUCAACUGACCCUGUGUUCUCUGAUGAAGAGUCCAGUCCUGAUCAGUCUGCAGCCAUGGACGAACUCAAAAAUGUCACCCUCGAUAAACAGGAUUUGCUAGACUUAUUUGACUCUAUGUGUCAGGAAGCAAAAGGAAUGGGCCAUGAUGUAGUUGGGCGCGUUGUUCAGGUUCUCAACUUUGCUGCCGCUGUGUUGGAUAGUCGAGGUGGUAUUCUGUCUGUUGACGCUUUGGGUGUUCAUCUGUACAUUCCACCUGGUGCCAUACCAGCUGAGGAAUCUCCCCAGAUAGUCUACAUGUACGUUCAAGGCCGCAACCACCUCACUCCGUAUGUCCAGUGCGGGCCUUCAAAAUUCGAAUUCAGGAAGGAUGUCAUCUUGAUCUUACCCCACUGCGCAAAAGACGCAGUAGAUACCAAGUUCAACUGUGUGAAGUCUUCUUCCAGUGGAAACCAGACGAUUGAAGGAGGCAAGGAUGGAAAUGUGAUCGUCAAAAGUAAAUCCAUCUUGAUGACCAUGCGCCACUUCUGUGGACUUACAGCUUAUGGAAACCCCAAGGCUAAAUACAUGGUAGCACGUGUAUUCAUCAAAGACAUCAACGAUACAAACGUCAUGGUUCGUGUUCGACUAUUUGAUGACACCAAGGCCAAUCUUCAGGAAAUUCAGACAGCGGAGACGAGAAAUGGCUUCGUCCAGGUCGAUAUGCCCGGAACAUUGGAAGUGAAGCGCACCGACCCGGAGAAGGACGUUAGGAUAAACCUGAUGUGCUCAGAUACAGAUUGUUGGGUAAUCACCGAACCGCAAAGUGGUUGGCAGACGAUACAACACUCGAUCUUGUGGCGGGAGUGUGGUCCAGAUAACGUGCCGUCGUUUCCGUCGAAAAUAUUCAAGGCUAGCAUGCGAAGAUCCACAGAGAGGGCGCCCUUUGAUGGUUAUCUAAAAGUCUUUCAAGAGGGUCGAGAGGAGCAAAGUGUUGAUUUCGCGCUGACUUAUUCACUCAAUGUUGCCAAGGCAACCAGUCCCAGACAAAUCACUGAGGAGCAAGUCAAGGAAAUCUGUCGUCAGCAGAUAAGGGAACAGUUGCGAGGUCCCGUCGCCGAGAGCAGACUGCUGGAUGAAGAAACAAUAAGGAAGCUCUGUUCGCGCCUGGAUGAGCCUAGUCCUAUUGGUCGUGACUGGCGCAUCCUUCCGGAGAAUCUGACGGGAUUGAAAGGCCACGGGCACGGCUGGGUGGAGAGCAUCAAGACAAGAGCAGCCAGCGGGUUCCUAACUCCGCAAAGCCCCACCGAGCUCGUCCUCGAUGCGUUCUUUGCUACGUCAAGGGAAAGCGAUAUGGGUAACAGGCGCACUUUGCAGGAGCUGAAGCGUGGUCUUCACAGUCUGAACCGACCAGAUGUGCGGUUUGCCAUCAAGGUCAUCGAUGACCAGAUAUGCCCCGACCCCCAAGAAACAAACAUUAAUGUUAAAACUACAUAUACACUGAAGUUCGAGAAGGACGGAGAAGUACCCGAAAUAAAAUCCGAACAAGACCAACCGCAGAUGUAUAGGUCACAAAGUUUGGAGCAGCCACCACAGAGGAAUUUCACUGCGAUGAAUGGCACACGGGAGGAUCUCGGUAGGGAUAGAGCAAGUUCUACGAGUGAUCUACUCUCUUCGUCAAUUUCAGCAUCAGACCCUGAAGGUCAGAUAAACAAACUCGAUAGCAAGCAAAGAACAGAUAGUGCCUAUGAAAGCUACAAUGGGCUUGACACUGACGACCGUUAA
This is a messenger RNA of Patiria miniata (bat star), 2103 nucleotides long. Its product is annotated as UNC5C-like protein. The record is from RefSeq and is a predicted model, not a curated record. Gene Ontology annotation, biological process: netrin-activated signaling pathway. Bases 1 to 2103 code for a protein of 700 amino acids. Gene Ontology annotation, molecular function: netrin receptor activity. The transcript is spliced from 4 exons. Gene Ontology annotation, cellular component: membrane. Lineage: Eukaryota; Metazoa; Echinodermata; Asteroidea; Valvatida; Asterinidae.